GAAAAAGCGCGCAAUCUCCGUUCUCUUUUUAUCCCUCGGAGCGUAUAAUUUCCAUCCGUACAUCCGGAAGACCCAGGUCCCAGAGUCCACACACACUCUACCUUCCCACUCUCUGUCUCUGAGCAUUUUUUCUCUGAACGACGGCAAUGGCAAGGCCAUCACAGGACGCGAUCGACACGUUCAUGGCCGUCACCGGCGUCUCCGAGUCACUCGCGCUUCAGAAACUGGAGGAACAUGGUGGCAACCUCAAUGAAGCUAUUAAUGGACAUUUUGGUGAACUUAAUACACACAAUGCUUCCGUAUCUAGUGAAAACGCCAAUUACGCAACAUCUGCUGCUUUCCAGCGGAAUCAUCCGAUUCAAAAUGGAUCACGUGGACUUUUACCGCUUCUCGCUGCUGCAAGAAGUUUUAAGCCUUCGUUACUGCUUGAUCCUAAUUACAGGAGAGAUCUCUAUAACCGGAUUCGUGCUUCUGCGUUCAACAGCCGGAGGCCAUUUAUUUCACAUUCAGGACCGGUAGGGGAGCUUCCUCAGCACUUCAACGGUGCGAAUGAACAGCCCUAUCAUUUGGGACCAAGGCAGACCGAGGAUGUGAGUGGAGUUUCAUUAUCCUCUGAUCAGGGAACUCAUGGAAAUCAUAUAGAAGAAGAAAUGAUUCAAGCUGCUAUUGAGGCUUCAAAGAAGGAUUUUGAAAGGGGUUAUCAAAAUCAGCAAUUCAGUUCUCCCAGUGAUUAUUCCGGUAUUGGGCUUCCGCAAGGGCAAAGUCACACAGAAGAUGACUUUUCUCAUGCAAUUUCAUUGUCAUUAGAGACAGCAGAACGAGAGAAAGCAAUGCGGGAGCAGCAAGUGAUUAAUGAAGAUCAGGAUAUCGGAUAUUAUGAUUUAGGUAUUAGAAAUGAGAAAGCCAAGAAUAGUGGAUCGAAGGUUAAGCCAGGAAGUUCAUCAUCAUGCCACAGUGGUGCUGCAAAUAUGAAACAGCCAUUAGUGAGUCCCGGGUCCAACUGCAAUACUACUAAUUCUGGUAAUCGUCCUUCACACAGCAAAGAUGGUUUUCAAUCUGAAGAGUGGGGUGAAAUUUCUUCAAAAGAGCUCGAUGAAGCAGUCAUGCUUGAAUCUGCACUUUUUGGAGAAAGGCCUGAAGAAUUAAAAAGUCGCUUCCAUGAUGCACCUCAUCUGCAAAGGAAUCAAGACAAAAUUUUCUGUCAUUCUGUAACGCAUCCUCCAUCGGCCUCUCUAACAGCUCAGCGAUUUCUAAGAGAACAACAGGAUGUUGAGUAUAUGGCAUCCCUUAUGGCUGAUAGAGAAAAGGAAAUAAAUGCUCUCAAGGAAGCUGAGUCUCAUUCCUUAAAGAAAGAGAAAUCAUGGAAUGAGUUACUUGAGGAGGAUUUGGAGAGAAGUCUAGCUAUAAAAGAAGCUUUGCUUCCUCAGGAACCAGCAGCAGAUGAUGAGAAUGUAGUAACUCUCCUAGUUCGGAUGCCAGAUGGAAGCCGUCAUGGUCGUCGCUUUCUCAAGUCCGACAAGCUUCAGCUUCUACUUGACUUCAUAGAUGUUGGUAGAGUGGUGAAGCCUGGCACUUACAGAGUGGUGAGGCCUUACCCCCGGCAUGCUUUCAGCUUUAGUGACUGUUCGUUGAGUUUGGGUGAACUAGGCCUGACCAGCAAACAAGAAGCCUUGUUUCUGGAGUUGAUCUAGUAUCAUUGCUCCUGUCCUGAAAAUCCUAGCUGCUCGCACGUAGUUUUAACUCAAAAUAUAAGCUGUACUUGUUUGUGGUUUGUAAACUUUGUUUAGAAUGGCUAGAAUCUGAGACCCUGGGUCACCUUACAGAAACUGGACAUCAAGUGCUAAACAAACUGAGAGGAUCUGUUAUGCCUGGUGGUGGUGAUGAUGAUGAUGUAUAUAGUCUGUUUCGUGUGUUUGAUUUGCUUUAUGACAAGUAACCACCGCAAUGUUUCACUUGCAAA
Molecule: messenger RNA, 1960 nt
Organism: Carya illinoinensis
Lineage: Eukaryota; Viridiplantae; Streptophyta; Magnoliopsida; Fagales; Juglandaceae
Product: plant UBX domain-containing protein 9
Exons: 11
Coding region: 147-1691 (514 amino acids)
Molecular function (GO): ubiquitin binding
Source: RefSeq, a predicted model, not a curated record